AUGGAGGCGCCCCACAAGCAAGCGGCGGUAACAAAUGGUUCCUCGCAGGAAGGCUCGACCGCAGGAAUUUCAAAGCAGUCACUGCCGAAACCCCGUGUUUUUGACGACAAAUUUGAAGAACGAGAGUAUCUCAAAGGUCGCCUUGCUGGGGCGUUUAGGCUCUUUGCCAAGUACAACUUCGACGAUGGCGUCGCAGGCCAUGUGACAUUGCGCGACCCCGUCGACCCGGACACGUUCUGGGUCAAUCCACUGGGAGUCCCAUUUGCUCUAAUCAAGCAAUCGGAUCUGGUGCAAACUGACCACGAAGGCAAUAUCAUUGCUGGUGGUCCGGUUCGUGUGAUCAACAAAGCCGCCUAUCUGAUACACGCGGCCAUCCACAAGGAACGCCCUGAUGUCAAUUGUGCGGCUCACUGCCACAGCUUGUAUGCUCGUACCUUUUGUGCACUCGGUAAGACAUUGGAUAUGACAACGCAGGACGCAUGCGCAUUCUAUAAUGAUCAUUCCGUCUAUGAAGAGUACCAUGGGAUUGUGUUGUCGGACGACGAAGGAGAUCGAGUCGCGAAAGCGUUGGGGAAAAACAAAGCAGUAUUGAUGAAGCACCAUGGUCCUCUCACUGUGGGGCAAACAAUUGAAGAGACGAUCUUCUGGUACACCAGCCUGGAAAAAUGCUGCUAUAGCCAAUUGACGCUUGAUGCUAUCGCCGCGGGUCGUGGCAGUCGGGUACAAGCAGUUAACCACGAGGAGGCGCAGGACGCGUACAACACCUUGGGCACGUCUUUUAUCGGCUGGUUUGCUGCGCAGCCUAUGUUUGCCGUCAUGCAUGAGGAGACUAAGGGUGCGUAUUUAGAAUGA
Exophiala bonariae is the source of this 852-nucleotide messenger RNA. RefSeq lists its product as uncharacterized. Gene Ontology annotation, molecular function: actin filament binding. The record is from RefSeq and is a predicted model, not a curated record. Gene Ontology annotation, cellular component: cytoskeleton. NCBI's taxonomy places the organism in Eukaryota, Fungi, Ascomycota, Eurotiomycetes, Chaetothyriales, Herpotrichiellaceae. Bases 1 to 852 code for a protein of 283 amino acids. The transcript has 2 exons.